Marchantia polymorpha subsp. ruderalis is the source of this 1556-nucleotide messenger RNA. The record is from the annotation of a GenBank genome assembly. NCBI's taxonomy places the organism in Eukaryota, Viridiplantae, Streptophyta, Marchantiopsida, Marchantiales, Marchantiaceae.
CAGGCUCCGGAAAGAGAGCCAGAAUUUCGGCUCUCUUUGGAAGUUUGAUUCAGCCAUCCACAUCCCUUCUUCCCACAAACUUAUCGUAGGAGUAAUGACACCCGAAUGACUCCUUGGGAUGAAUGCCGUCUAAUGUGUGCGCGAAGUAAGUGUGAUUCAUGAAGAGUGGACAGUAAACCGCAACUCCAUGAGAAGUUUGAGCUCUGCAGCAAAUUCGACAAGAAAAUGAAUAGCAAUGGGGAAAAAGCGAGGACAAAAAGACUACAGCAUAGACCACCACCAAAGUAUACAAUGCUUUUAACGUCGAGUUGUAGAAGUAAAUGGGAUCACUCAACUCUCUCAAUCACAGCUCUGCCUCCUUCACUUUUGGAGAAGAUUGGCUUAUGGACGCAAAGUCUAAUGGCCACGGCUUGGGGAAGCCAAAGAGAUACCUAAGACCAAGAGGGAUAAUUGUAGUAUGUUCAAACAAUCAUGAGAAAUCCUGCUCGUGGUGCUGGAAAUUACUCUUGCGCAGGAUUUUGUCACCCACCACCUUGGACAGCAAUUUAUUCAACCUCCAGCGUUUAAUCUUGCAACAUCUUUCAAAGAUGGCACUCCAAAUUCACCACUCAUAUUCGUUCUCUCACCGGGAGCGGAUCCUAUGGCAGAUUUGCUGAAACUGGUAGAAGACGAUCGAUUCUCCCAAAAGUUCGAGAAGGUUUCUUUGGGACAAGGACAAGGUCCAAAAGCGGAGAAAUUAUUAGCACAAGGUAUGGAGCGCUGUAUGUGAGUGUGUCUUCAAAAUUGUCAUUUGUCGCAGUCAUGGAUGCCGGCACUGGAUCGUAUUGUGGAUAACAUCGACCCUGACAAAGUACAAAACUGCUGAACACAACCUUGUACGUGGAAAUUACACCGUGUCCUGGAGAACACAUGGCCCUCAAAUAGACAUAGAUUUGUACUCAUGAAUGUGAUGAAAUAGUGUGAUUACAAUUCUAAUCAUUCUUUCAGGGCUGCUCAAUUCCUAAAGCCAGAGGGGCGAUCGACUUUGAGAACUCUUGUAUAUCAAACACAACAUGGCCUCCUUUCAAACGUAGGGUUCAUGAAUUAUUAUUCAUAUCAUAUAUUAUUCAAGAUGUUUUGUCUGAAAGCAUGUGAUAUUCUGCAGCCUUUUUGACUGGAACGCUCCAAAAUUUUGCUCGAAAAAAGAGAAUGGCUAUUGAUAGUGUAAGUUUUGACUAUCAAGAGAUGGACAGACUCAGUCAAAACACUAACCUGACAGCCGGACAGCUGUUGCUAUAAUAAAAGACUAUCUCGAAGGAGCUCGCUGGGACAGUCAGGCUCAUCUUUUGACAGAGUCCAGACCUAAGGAGCUGUUUACCGAUUUUCUAAUCAUAUGGCUGAAGCCCACUCAUUUGUGCCCUGUCUACAAAACUCUUGUCCGGGCUGGUGAGAAUAUCCUCUCUUAUGUGUGCCAAGUGCUAUAGAAUCUUCAGAAUAACCACUUGAAAUGGCUUGUAGAAAACUUUCAAUGGGCUUGUACCAGUAGCACCUCCACUGCCUUGGCCUACUAGUCCCGU